Molecule: messenger RNA, 1287 nt
Organism: Trametes versicolor FP-101664 SS1
Lineage: Eukaryota; Fungi; Basidiomycota; Agaricomycetes; Polyporales; Polyporaceae
Exons: 5
Coding region: 1-1287 (428 amino acids)
Molecular function (GO): zinc ion binding; glutaminyl-peptide cyclotransferase activity
Source: RefSeq, a predicted model, not a curated record
AUGCCGCCCUCCGUCGGCCGUCCCGCUCUGCCAUGGCCUGCGCUCGGCUUCUGGAGACUGGCUCUUCUCAGCUUGGCUGCUCUUGCUAUCUCGUCUCAUGCUGCCAAGCUCGGCCAGCGCGACUUCAAGCCUCUGUCCUCAAAGGCUAUCGGCACACUCGUGUCCUCGCCAGACCCUGUCCGCAACAUAGACCCUCAUAAUCCUGCCUCGCACCUCUUCAAGAUCCUCAUACCUAGACCACCAGAUACCGAAAACAACACGCUAGUCCGAGAAUACAUCGUCUCCACCCUCAAGAAACUCAAAUGGCACAUCGAGGAGGACGCAUUUAACGAUACCACGCCCUACGGCGUGAAACGGUUCACGAAUAUCAUCGCCACGAAAGACCCCAAAGCCCCCAGACGUGUUAUAGUCGCCGCGCACUUCGAUAGCAAGUUCUUCUCGACAUAUCCUGCAAACCAGUUUGUUGGGGCGACUGACUCUGCCGCGCCAUGUGCAUUCAUGCUUGAUCUCGCGGAGGCGCUUGAUCCGCUUCUCGACGAACGCCAGGAGCGUCUCGAGAACGGCGAGGAGGACGACGAGGACGUCGCAGAGACCACAUUACAGCUCGUGUUCUUCGACGGCGAGGAGGCCUACAAGCAGUGGACCGCCACCGACUCAAUAUACGGCGCUCGGCACCUCGCACACAAAUGGUCCACAACCUACAUCGCCCCCAACGCCAAGCGCCGCCUGCUCCCCGCCUCCGAAACCGAGCUCGGCACGAUCGAGCACCUCAUCCUGCUCGACCUCUUGGGGGCGCCCAACCCGACCAUCCUCUCCUCCUUCGUCGACACCGCGUGGCUGUUCGACGCGAUGGCCGCCGCGGAGACGCGGCUCGCGCAGGCCGGGGCGUUCGUGUACGGGACGGACGGCGCGGAGACACAGGAGAAGUUCACGAGCUUCUUCACGCCGCGCGAGGGCGUAUAUGGGUUUGGCGGGAUCGAGGACGACCAUAUCCCGUUCUUGAGGCUGGGCGUGAGCGUGCUGCAUGUUAUUGCGAACCCGUUUCCAAGGGUGUGGCAUAAGCUGCAAGAUGACGCGUCUGCGCUGGACAUCCCGACGAUGCGGAGAUGGAACCUGAUUCUGCGCGUGUUCAUGGCGGAGUACCUGAACCUUCAGCCUUCGACGUCCUCGCGAGAAGAGAGUGAGGACGCGCCUAGGAUACAACGGUCCGCAACUGAGCUGCCUGAGUUCAAAUUUCGUGGUACUGCUAGUGCUCACGAAGGCGCUCUCUUGCUUGGCUUCGGUUAG